AUGAGCCCAAUGGUACAGGUACCUACUACUGGUGAGAAAAAGGGCGUUGUAUCGGCAGUACCCUUUAGAAUAGUAAGCAAUAUUGAUGACAAAUCUGACCAGUGCAACGAUGAGAUACUAGCACCUGAUUGCUCAACGCCUUUGUCGUCUGCAGACGUGUUGGAAGAUUGUGAUACGCUAGCAGGAGACGGGGGCGAAAACGAGGGUCCAAUUCCAUUUCUAAGCACGAACUUUGAUGAUACCGAAAUUACUGCCCUCUCAGGAGCAAUGGCUGGUUUUCUGGCGGGAAUUACCGUGUGUCCGCUAGAUGUUGCGAAAACGAGGCUACAAGCUCAGCGUGUCCCUCCAGGAUCGGUAGCAUAUUACAGUGGCAUAGUAGGUACAUUAUCAACAAUUGUGCGCGAUGAAGGAGCUAGAGGUCUCUAUAAAGGUCUGGUACCAAUAAUAAUGGGCUAUUUUCCUACGUGGAUGGUAUAUUUUUCAGUUUAUGAAAGAAGUAAAAAGAUUUAUCCACAACUAUUCCCUUAUUCAGAUUUCCUUUCCCAUUCUUUAUCCGCUCUCACAGCGGGUGCUAUCUCAACUUCUCUUACCAACCCUAUUUGGGUGGUAAAAACCAGACUCAUGUUACAAACACACGUAAAUAAAAAUACGACCCGUUAUAAAGGAACGCUUGAUGCAUUUCAGAAGAUAUACCGUACAGAAGGUGUAAAGGCUUUCUACUCGGGUUUACUACCGUCUCUCCUAGGACUUUUUCAUGUUGCCAUACAUUUUCCUGUAUAUGAAAAGCUUAAAGUCUGGUUGCAUUGCACCCAAUUGUCCACAAACAAGCAUGAACACAGUAUUGAUCUGGGAAGGCUGAUAGCCGCAUCGUGUGCAUCAAAAAUGGUCGCAAGCAUGCUUACGUACCCCCAUGAGAUACUGAGGACCCGGAUGCAGAUCAAGAACUCCCCUAUAUCACGUCAACAUCACAAUCUUUUGAGACUUGUACAGUAUACCUACGCUACGGAAGGCCUUCGAGGAUUUUACUCAGGAUUCACCACCAAUCUUGUUAGGACAGUUCCCGCUUCCGCCAUUACCCUUGUAUCAUUUGAGUACUUCAGGAAGUAUCUCAAACGCGCCAACAGCUUCUCUAUAUAA
Lachancea fermentati is the source of this 1137-nucleotide messenger RNA. The record is from the annotation of a GenBank genome assembly. Lineage: Eukaryota; Fungi; Ascomycota; Saccharomycetes; Saccharomycetales; Saccharomycetaceae.